UCGCCCCUCUCCGGCCGGCGCGACCGCCGCGGGGCCCGCCAUGGCCCAGCCCCAGGCCGUCUCCGGGCCUCGGCGCGGCGGCCCGAGAUAGGGUCCCCGCCGCGUCCCGGGGGAGGAGAGAGGCCCGGGCCGCGCUCCGCCCCCUCCCCGCGGGCCGCCGCCGCCGCCGCCGCCGCCUCAGCCUGGCGGGGAGGAGGAGCCGCGCCGCAGCCGCCUCAGGACAUUUCUGAUUCAUUUGCAUCCUUGAAGAGCAUCUGUGGAAGAGGAAGGAAAAGAUGGGUGUGAAAACAUUUACUCAUAGCUCCUCUUCCCACAGCCAGGAAAUGCUUGGAAAGCUAAAUAUGCUGCGGAAUGAUGGACAUUUUUGUGAUAUCACUAUCCGUGUCCAGGACAAAAUCUUCCGGGCACAUAAGGUGGUACUAGCAGCUUGCAGUGAUUUCUUUCGCACCAAACUUGUAGGCCAAGCAGAGGAUGAGAACAAGAAUGUGUUGGAUUUGCAUCAUGUUACAGUGACUGGCUUCAUACCUCUUUUAGAAUAUGCUUACACAGCCACUCUGUCAAUUAACACAGAAAAUAUCAUUGAUGUUCUAGCUGCAGCCAGCUAUAUGCAAAUGUUUAGUGUUGCAAGCACCUGCUCAGAGUUCAUGAAAUCAAGCAUUUUAUGGAAUACACCCAACAGCCAACCAGAAAAAGUCUUAGAUGCUGGACAAGAAAAUAACUCGAACUGCAAUUUUACUUCUCGAGAUGGCAGCAUAUCUCCAGUGUCUUCAGAGUGCAGUAUGGUAGAAAGAACCAUCCCUGUCUGCAGAGAAUCCCGGAGAAAGCGCAAAAGCUACAUUGUUAUGUCUCCUGAAAGUCCUGUGAAGUGUAGCACACAAACAAGUUCUCCCCAGGUACUGAAUUCUUCAGCUUCCUUCUCAGAAAAUAGAAACCAGCCUGUUGACUCUUCUUUAGCUUUCCCCUGGACUUUUCCUUUCGGAAUUGAUAGAAGGAUUCAGCCUGAAAAGGUUAAGCCGUCAGAAAACACCCGGACGUUAGAGCUACCCGGCCCGUCUGAGACAGGGAGACGAGUGGCUGAUUACGUAGCGUGUGAGAGCUCGAAGACUACCUUGCCUUUGGGUACCGAAGAAGAUGUCCGGGUCAAAGUAGAAAGGUUAAGUGAUGAGGAGGUCCACGAGGAAGUGUCUCAGCCUGUCAGUGCAUCUCAGAGCUCACUGAGCGAUCAGCAGACAGUUCCUGGAAGUGAGCCAGUCCAGGAGGACCUUCUGAUCAGCCCACAGUCUUCCUCUAUAGGCUCAGUAGAUGAAGGUGGCACUGAGGGACUGCCCACACUGCAGAGCACGUCCACUACUAAUGUGCACGCAGAGGAGGAUGACCGAUUGGAAAAUGUUCAAUAUCCCUACCAACUCUACAUUGCUCCUUCCACCAGCAGUACAGAACGGCCAAGUCCGAAUGGUCCUGACAGACCUUUUCAGUGUCCAACUUGUGGGGUGCGAUUCACCCGUAUUCAGAACCUAAAACAGCACAUGCUCAUCCACUCAGGAAUUAAACCAUUUCAGUGUGACCGCUGUGGAAAAAAGUUCACCAGGGCUUACUCGCUAAAGAUGCAUCGCCUAAAGCAUGAAGGUAAACGCUGUUUCCGGUGCCAGAUAUGUAGUGCCACUUUCACUUCCUUCGGGGAAUAUAAACACCACAUGAGGGUUUCCCGGCACAUUAUCCGCAAGCCUCGGAUUUACGAGUGCAAAACAUGUGGCGCCAUGUUCACCAACUCUGGAAAUUUAAUCGUGCACCUGAGGAGUCUGAACCAUGAAGCGUCAGAGCUAGCAAACUACUUCCAGAGCAGGGAUCACUCCUGGCGGGGCUCGGAAGACCAUAUGGGGUACCGGGGAUUGAACCCAGGUCAGCUGCAUGCAAGUGAUUUCCUAGUACCGGACUACUUAACCCAGGAGCAAGAAGAGACCCUCGUGCAGUAUGACCUUGGAGAACACAGUUUUGAGAGCGACUCCUCUAUCCAGAUGCCCGUGAUCUCACAGGUGUCCUCCACCCAGAGCUGUGAGAGCGCCUUCCCCUUGGUGUCUCUCGGUGGGCUGACAGACAAAGAGGAAGAAAGAUCACAGCAGCCAAAGACCGGUGCCUGUGCUGAAGCCACCAGAGACGACCCCCCGAAACCAGAGCUGUCUUCUGUUACUCUUGAGUAGAUUCAUGCUCGGGCUUUAUUUUUUGGUUUUUGGAAAGUGCCUGUGCUUAUUAGUCUUGUAUGUUUAAUUUAAAUUUGAUUUUUAAACAAAAAAAAAAGAGUUUCCUUUUUACUUUGUGAGCCCUGCAGCUGAAGUUACAUUCUUUAAGACCGAGAAGCUUCUCCUUGUAAGUGCACAUCGACACCAUGUUGAGGCAGAAAUCACGAGACUUGAAGAGGGCUGGUGACUUAAGACAGUCUAGUGACUUUAUCAAGUUUCUCUUGUCAAAAAUAUGCUCCCACAAUAUCACUAGGUAAAGAAGAAAUUAGAGGGGAAAUGUGCUAAAAAUGUUCCCAUUAGUCAUUAGGGAAAGAAGAAAUGAGACGCUUAUGGACCUUCCUGAGGAGAAAGAGCACACCAGAAUUCAAGUAGAAAGAGAGCCUGACAGAAAAUCUAACAGAUGUUUGCUCCUAUACGCAGGACACUGUAGAAUAUUUUGUAAAGCCUGUUGUUUUGAAAAUAUUUAUGGUAAGCUUUUAAAAGUCAUUAGGAUAAAUACUUCUCUAAUAUCCAGCAUACUUUUUAAAACAAAAAGCUUUUCCACUUUUAUUAUGAUUUUUUUGAGGGGGUGGUGUAAAUUUGGUAUUGGGUUAAGCUUUCCCUGUACUUUAUAGUACCAGUUCUUUAAUUUGAACUUUUUUAGUUCUUGGGUCUCAUCCGGCGAAGCUCAGGAGUCACUCCUGGCUCUGCACUGAGGACUUACUCCUGACAGUCAGUACUUGGGUGACUAUAUGGGAUGUCGGGGGUUGAACCCAGGUCUGGCGCCUGCAAGGCAGGUGCCUUUCCCGCUGUGCUAUCUCUCCAGCUCCGGUACCACCUCUUUAAUCUUUCUUAUAUGAAAGAGGGUAAGGAACCAUGAUUGGAAAUAGUCAAACUGCAUGAAAUGACCAGGAAUGGAGAAGGGAGUUUGUGAAUCCCAGCUUCAUAAGAAUUCUUUUUUAAAUACUGCUUUUCUGACUGAAAUUUUUGUUUACCUGGUCUUUGAGUGUCAAUGUUUGGCUAAUUAGGUCAUUGCCUAAAUCAGUUCUUAUCCUAUCACCAGUACUUCCUAUUGCAUAUACUGAUGUGUUACCACAUAGAGGAAAAAUAUUGGAGAUAGUCUAUAUUUUAUAUGUAGGUUUAUGUACUGUUGGGGGUGUUUUUAUUGUGCUGUUUUGGACAUAAUAAAGAAUUAAUUCUCUGUUAAGGCUAUGUUCUUAACCCAAGUAAGAUUGUUUACAAAAUCCCAUCUGACAAGUAUCCAUUGUCUUUGUAUCAAAAUAUUUUUAGACAUUGCCAAGUUUAUUAAAUGCAAUUAGUAUAGUUUUUACACAAUGAAAGCAAUAAUGUAAAAGAUGAGAAGAGGUUAUGAAAUGAUCUAUUAUAAAUCUGGGGGAAAGGAUUGUUAAGACUAAAGAUAUAGUAAAAAUCUUAAAGGAAUAUCACCUUUUGCUGCUAAAAAACAUUAAACUUAUGUGAUACUCUAGACUGGAGUAUAGUUUUCAUCUGAUGCCAUUAAAGCAUCACAAACAGACCUUAAUACUAAAUAUUCAUGAGUCCAUGAACUCAUGAGUCAGUUUGUGUGUAUGUGUGUAUAUAUACAUACAUACACACAUACACCUAUAUACAUAUAUAUAUACAUGCCCAAAGUUUAAUAACUAUGUAAGCACCUGAUUAGAUUAGAACGGGGAGGGGGAAGUGGUUUCUUGUUUUAAAACAAAAAGAUCUUAAUUUCAUAUAGGUGCUAGACCUUAACAAUAAAUCAUAUUUUUAAGUUAUAGUGGUUUAAUUGCUUCAUUUUUUAAUUGGCUAAUUUGUAUAAUUUAUUUUUUCCCCACCCCAAUAUGUAAGAGAAUGGAAAGUAAAGUCAUUGAAGAUGUUUUAGGCUCUGCAGUUUGCUAGCAUGUCUCUAAGUGCUUGUCUCACUCAUGAGCCUGUUUCUCCCAAACAUAGGUAUAUUUACCUUCAAGAACAGUCAGCCUGUACACACUGUAAUGGGCUCCUACUGUUUGUGCUUCUUUACGAGAGUUUUAAUUUCCUGUAGUCGGUCCAGAUAGCUCAGUGGACUAACAAAGACUACACAGACUACACAGGCGAAGUAGUCUUUCCAUGCAAAGGACCCGCACCACUUGGUCCGUGAGCACUGCCAGUUGUGGCUCAGAAACCAAAAUAAUCACUUUCCUUCAUCAGACUAUAUUACUCUCUUAUACUAGUAACAGUACUGUUGAAUCCCAACUGGAAAGGUCGGGGGGUUGUUCUUAAUAUCAUAUUCUUUGGAAACUGUUACACGGGUCAUUGGUUCAUUGCUCAUGCCAAGGACCAAACCCAAGACCUCACACACGGAACACAAGACAAGACAAAGAAUAGGGCAAACUGUGACCAGAAAGCAUUGUUCCUUCAAUUCUGAGAAGCUUAUGUAAAUUUUUUUAAAGGAAGAAAAAAGGAAAGGAAACUGAAGAUCGCUUUGGGGUUCUGAGCACUUCAGCACAGCCCUUACUCUCUGAAUUCUGUGUAACAGGAUUCUCGCACAGCCAGAGCAGCGCUAGGUUGUCUGUUCUCAGGAUAGGAGUCCCCACCUGUUCUUCUCUCCCAACUGGACAUUUUAGAUCCUCACUGGUAAUUAUAAAUUGUACUGAUUCCCCAGUUUAAUGAAAAAGUGAAGCAUAGGGGCUGAAGCAAUAGCACAGCAGGUAGGGCAUUUGCCUUGCACGAGGCCGACCCGGGUUCGAUUCCCAGCAUCCCAUAUGGUCCCCUGAGCACCGCCAGGGGUGAUUCCUGAGUGUAGAGCCAGGAGUAACCUCUGUGCAUUGCCGAGUGUGACAAAAAAAGAAAAAGUGAAGCAUACCAUGUAGAUGUGGACCUGGUUUGUCUGUCUCCUUCCUACUCCCCAAUCAGAUCAGUAAGAUAACUAAUAUUUAACAUCAAGUGGAAGAAACAAAGGGUUUUUUAAAGGGGAGUGUAGGACAAACUCUGGGCUUCACACAGGAAAGUCAGGUAUCUGCUGCCAAGCCCAUUCCUGACCCGAAGGGAAUUACUCCCAUUUUCGUGAGGCUCUCCAUUUGUCUCAAAGCACAAUUUAAAGAGAAUUUACAUAAGGAUUUGUUUCUGGAUACUAAACUGAAAUAUAUAUAUAGUGCUGUUUAGGUUGAUUUCAAAUUCAUCUAAGAUUACAUGCCUGGGUAAAUAAUUUUAAUCCAUAUAAAAAGGAAAUAAAGUAAAAGAGACGAAAGAAAGCCAGUUACCUUAUCCCAUCCAUUAAAAAUCACCAGUAUAACUAGAUUUAUAUAUAUAUAUAUCUCUUAAUAUAUAACUAUCCAGUUUAGAAUACGCAAGCAUAACUGCCUCAGGGCCAAAAAAAGUAAUAUUGUGACAAAGGGCUUAAAUUUUAGGAUGCAAAUAAUUUUAUAAUAUUUACAAGAACAGAAUUUAAUUUCGGUUUUUGAGCUACCAAAUCAAUGCGAUACACUUUAGAAAUGAACAGAACAGCUCACCGUGGACUCAUUCUUCUAAAGGCGGUGGGAGCAUUCAGAAACUAAUUUGGUUGUGUUUUGUUUGGUUUUUUUUGAGCUCUCAGUUUCGGUAAAAAAGUAUACUAGAGUGUUUUUCAAACCUUAUUCCGUUUUGCACAUACCAUACCAGCAGCCCUCUAAAUUACUAUUUGGUCCCAUAAUUCUGACACAUUUCCUUUGGCUUUAAAACAAUCAGACAAGGGGCCGGAGCGAUAGCACAGCAGGUAGGGCGUUUGCCUUGCACUCGGCCGACCCGGGUUCGAUCCCCGGCAUCCCAUAUGGUCCCUCAAGCACCGCCAGGAGUAAUUCCUGAGUGCAAAGCCAGGAGUAACCCCUGAGCAUGCUCGCUGGGUGUGACCCAAAAAGCAAAAAAAAAAAAAAAAAAUCAAGACAAAUAAAAAACCCUGAGUUUUAAAAAUACUUUUCUUGGAGGGCUGAGCAAUGGGCUGUAUCUAACAGUGCUUGAGGCACUGUGAGGUACCAGAUAUUGAACCGGUAUGCCAAGCACGAAUCUCUUGCUAGUGGACUGUUUGCCCCUUGUUUAAAAUAGUUUAUCAAAUGGAACAGCCUAUUCGGUACACCUAAAGGUACUUACAAUUGAUGAGUCUGUUACUUUCUCAUGACCGAGCCAGAUAUCUCCAUGUAUAACGAUCUCCCUGAUAGCCUUUUGAAACUAUAUUAACUUGCCUUUUACCUCUCACUAUUUUAUUUUCAUAAUCUAAAGUGAGGCCUGUUUUCUGGCUUUUAAAGAUUCUCAUGAUGGUUUAGUCUUAACUUUGUGAUCUCAUUUUAAAAAUGUAUUAUUGUAUAGAAUAAUGGCAUUUCUUUCUACCACAUGGAGAGAAUUAUUAUUAUGUGAUGAAUGUACCAUCCUAAAAUUAUAUUUUAACUGAAAGAAGGUUAAGGAGAAUCAAUGGAGAGAGUUGAAGCUUUCAUGUGGAUUUAGUCUAUUUUUAUUUAUCUGCAAAAUGUGAAGUUAUAACUCUGAAAUAUGCAUCCAAGUGAGAGAGAAUAGUUUUCUAGAUAUUAAUGGGGGCACUUGUAAAGUUUGCAUUCGGAAGUGACCCAAGGUUUCUAAAAAGUAGUAUGGUUUUCACUGUAAGUUAUUUGACAUGAGAUGCUUUAUAUGUAAUAUAUUCAGAUUUUAAAAGUUAAUGAGAGAAUAUAUAGAAACUAGAUUUUCUUUUCUGAAGCAGUGGAACAAAUUUGUGGGGUGCUAUUAUAUAUAUUUAAAGAAUAUUUAUAGCUACAUAUGCUCCUACAGACUUUAAAAUCAUCAAAAUUUGUUAUUAUUUGCCUGUAUCCAUUUAUCUCACAGUGUCAUUUUCACUUGGCAAUGCAGCAUUUUUAUUUCAAAAGUCCUCAGCAAGACUUUUCCCAAAAGCAAUAAUGGUUCAGAAAUGGAAUUGAGGCAAUUUUCCAUUGCAUCUGAAAGACCAUUACUCUGUUUCACUUCUAGAUUAUAAUGUAUGAUACUGAUUGGGCUUUAUUAGUGGGGAAUUAAGCAAAUGUCAGAUUAUGGGAUGAAGACGAGUGACAUUGAGAUUGUGACACUGACUUCUUUAUUCCUAAUUCAUACUAAACUCAAAUGAUUCUACUGUGUUUUAGUAAUUACUGUAUUUCAUAAUAUAAUAAAAUUAAUUUCCAUGUCUUCACAAAUAGUUUCUGCACAGAUGUCAGAUAGCGUUACUGGAAUCUCAGUUUGGCAGUACUCGAAAAACAAGACUGCCAUAAAUGUGCUACUUAUGUACGUCAUCUCCCUCUUUCCAGACCCAACCCAAGUCAUUUUCAACUGAAGUCUUUAUGUCUGCAGUAGUUAAUAAAAAUUUUAAAGAGUUUGAACAUUGAAAAAAAGAACUUUUUUUUUUAAACUUAAAAAUAUUUUAUUUCAGGGUUGGAGAGAUAGUACAGCGGGUAGGGCACUUGUCUUGCUCAUGGCCUACUUGGGUUCCAUACCUAGCAGUCCAUAUGGUCCCCCAAGCUGUACCCAGAGUGCUCCCUGAGCACAGAGCCAGGAGCAACACUGGGCACUGCUGGGUGUGGCCCAAAAACAAAUGAAAAAAUUAAAGUUUCAGUUUGAAGUGCCUGAUUUGUAAAAUCCAAUUCUAUUAUUGCCUUUCUCUUUUAAGUGGACUGAUUUUACUAAUUAAGUUUAAAGCCGUAGGCUCAGUUGUGGUAACAGAGCGAUAAAAAGUGCUUCUUGAUCAUUUGAGGGGCUGCAGUGUCAUGACUUCUUAAAUUCUUUUUGUUUUGCGGCCAGAGAGAUAGUGCGAGGUUAAUGUGCUUCCUCUAGCAUGCAGCCAUCCCUGUCAAUCCCUAGCACUGCAUCUGAUACCCAAGCACUGCCAGAUAUGGCCCCCAAAACCUAAAUAAAAUAAUAACAAUCUUUGCUUUCCCAACUGUCGGUCUAACCAUAUCCAGGCUUUGUAAUUAAAUUAACUAAGUUUUAAAAAAAAUCAUCUGCCUAAUGAAUGUCGUUUGGUUACCAAAGUCCAUCUGUCACCCACCAAGGGUUUAUCUUGGUGUUAACGGUGGCUCGGGCCACAGAAUAAUGGGAACCCUUUUUUGUGCGUCCUUUUUCGUGGUUAGGUUUUAAGUGUGUCUAAGAGCUUGCUUUCAUUUCAAUUGCCAAUUCAAUUUUCCAGUUGGCAGAUGCUGUCCAUGCAGUCUUGUACUGAGAGCAAGUGGUUAAGUUCCUAAGAGGGAGCUCUUCUUCCUCUUUGGGGUGGCUGAAGUGAAUUCCACUUGGCAUUGCAAAUAGGAAGAUCUUAAAUUUGAUUCAUUUGCUCUUCGUACAAAGGGAUGGCUUCUCAUUCUUCUAUCUCAAGAUAUUUUUCAGGACAAUAGUAAUCUCCAGCAGAGUAAAAUUUGGUUUCUGCCCAAAUCCUAAAAACUACAUUUGUGUUUGCUGCCACGGGUGCGUCCUGUUGCAUUGGUCAGCGACUGCCUGCCUCUCUAGGGCACCCUCUGGCACCUUAAAUCCAGCUAAAGGACAGUAUGUGGCUUCCAGUGCCACUGCACUCUCUCAAAAGCCAUUUUAUAAAAAUCCUAGGUAGCCUAUUUUAAUAUUUAGAUAUAUAUAUAUUUGUGAGAGAUACUUUUAGAACAGACUUUUUUUUUUAAACUUUAAAUUCCUCUAUUCCCAUUUUUAAGAAUAAACAAAAACUUUCCAGGAUUAGGAUUUGUUUCUCUUCCACAGCAGCAUAUUGAUUAGGUCAGGUUGUGACCUAUAUUCAGUGAUAGAAGACCCCUAUGCCAACGUAAAAGGGGAUGGGUGCAGGGGGUUGAGGGAAGGUAUUGAUUUGGAAACGAAUUUCUGAGUAAAGUGGUUUUGUCUCUAUUUUGCUGCUGCUGUAGCUCAGUGUUUCACAGAGCAAGCGUAUAAAACCUGGCUCCAUUUUCAUCCAGAGAACUUUCUAGAAUAACAGUCUUCCAGUGGGGUGACUGACUGCAUUGUUUAGCUGACGCAUGCUUUCAUAUCUGCCUAGAGCCCAGCAUUGAGACAGCCUGGGGGAACUUUUUUACCUCGCUAAUUAAAAAAUCUUAGAACUCGGGGUGGGGGCACAAGUGUUCUGUGAAAUUUUGUGGCAGGCGCCAUGCUGGGGAGGGAAUGUGAAUCAAGUCACAGGGUGGGUGCUGUUGCGCCUUUUGCCCUCUCCUAGUCCCCCGUUCACCAGCUUCCUGCUCUAUUGUCAUCUUGUACAAGUUUGGCUUUCCUUGGUGACAGUGGCCAUAGCUCAGUUACUUGGCAUGUUUGACUCUCAACAAUAACAACAACAAAAUGGUUUUGGUGUGGGGUUUGGUUUUGUUUCGUAAAAAUGUAUACAAUGUCAAAUUUCACAUUUUAUAUAAUAGUAUCUGGCUACUAGUAUUUUACAGGAACCCUAGUUCUUGGUGACUACGCACACACAUAUAUAUAUAUUUUUUGUGACUUUUUUGUAAACUAAGUGCCGUUUCAACGUUACAAUCAUUUUUAGAGUUAUUGUAAUCAAUGUGAAUAUCAUGUUUUUCAAGUCUGUUCUGAGCCUACAGUGUUUGCUUUGUGAACCUAUGUGUAAUGUACAUAAUCUGUAUAGUUCUAUUGUACUGAAAUUUUAGCUUGUUUGAUAAUAAGGAAAGUAUGUAUUGAGUAUCUUUUUGCUAGUCUGGUGUUUAAUCUUUUUAAAAAAAGGUUUAAACUUUUUUUUAAAAAAAAAUCUUCAAACUGGCCUUAUUACAUGGUCACAAAGUUGGAGUUAGAAGGGAUGGUCAGGGAAAAAAUAGUUUGGUGUCUUUGAAUAGAAACACGAGACUAAGUUUUGGGGUUUUUUUCUCAUUAAAAUACUUAUUAAUGCUUUA
Messenger RNA from Sorex araneus (European shrew), 10063 nucleotides. It is a transcript of the gene ZBTB44, whose product is annotated as zinc finger and BTB domain containing 44. The transcript is spliced from 7 exons. NCBI's taxonomy places the organism in Eukaryota, Metazoa, Chordata, Mammalia, Eulipotyphla, Soricidae. The record is from RefSeq and is a predicted model, not a curated record. The coding region runs from base 276 to 2198 and encodes 640 amino acids. Gene Ontology annotation, molecular function: protein binding.